AUGGGGCGUGGAGGAUCUAAAAUUAAGGAGCUUGAGGAACUAUCUGGCUCGAAGAUAAAGAUUUUCAGUGGAGAUUAUGAUGCAGAAAUCAAGAUUUUUGGGAGCAUUGAGCAACAAAAUAAGGCUAAAACCUUAAUUGAAGAUAUUGUUGAAGGACGUGAAAGAUCAGAAAGAGGUGGUCAUUUCCACCGAAUUACUUGUUGCCAAAGUGAAAUCUGGAGACAUAUCCUUGGGAAGGAGCAGCUCCUGGGCAAUCUUCUGCUGAAGUUGGCUGGGCGAGAUUUUCAGUGUACACCUUCUCCGGGGGAGAUUGCCCUCACUGGGCCAGGCCGGAAAAAGGAAUGGGGGUAUUCAAGUUUAGAGUUCAUGUCAGACAUAUCUUUUCGUAAAGAUGAAAUCUCAUUCUUGAUGAAUGUUUUCAAAUCAGCUAUGUCGCUCUUGGAGGAUUUGCCUCCAAUUGAAAAAAACUUCUACAAAGAAUCCUCAGCUGUAGCAUCAAUGUGUCAAGAUGAUGUGAUUGAAUGGAGAAAAGAAAACAAUAAUAUUAUUUGUGAUGACCUGAAGGAGGAUCACAAAAGACAGAUUCCCAAUCCUGUGUGCUGUUUUGAAGAUGCAUUUCAUCCAUUUCCUGAAAUUAUGACUGCAAUAGAGAAAGCUGGAUUUGAUCGACCUACUCCAAUCCAGUCACAGGCAUGGCCAAUAAUUCUUCAAGGAAUUGAUCUCAUCGGAAUUGCCCAAACUGGUACUGGUAAAACACUGGCAUAUUUACUGCCAGGAUUCGUACAUUUGGAUCUGCAGCCAAUUCCAAGAAAUCAACGUGAUGGUCCUGGAAUGUUGGUCCUUGCUCCAACUCGUGAAUUAGCCCUUCAAGUAAAGGAGGAGUGUUCAAAAUACAAAUAUAAAGGAUUUGAGAGUUUAUGUAUAUAUGGGGGUGGUGAUCGGAAAAAACAAAUAAACGUGGUCCAUAAAGGUGUGGAUAUUGUCAUUGCAACACCUGGAAGACUGAAUGAUCUUCAGAUGAAUGACUUAAUAAAUCUAAAAAGUACAACUUAUUUGGUUUUGGAUGAAGCAGAUAGAAUGCUAGACAUGGGAUUUGAGCCACAGAUUAUGAAGAUUUUAAUUGAUGUACGACCUGAUAGGCAGACCAUUAUGACAAGUGCAACCUGGCCUGAUGGAGUGCGUCGUCUUGCAAAAUCUUACUUGAAAGAUCCGAUGAUGGUUUAUGUUGGUACUCUAGAUUUAGCUGCUGUCAACACUGUGGAGCAGAAAGUGAUUAUUAUUCCAGAGGAAGAAAAAAGGGCUUUCACACUACACUUUCUGGACUCUAUGAAGUCUGAAGAUAAAGUCAUAAUUUUUGUUGGAAAAAAAUUAAUUGCGGAUGAUUUGUCAAGUGAUUUUAGUCUACAGGGAAUUCCUGUGCAGUCCCUACAUGGAAAUAGAGAGCAGUGUGAUCGAGAGCAAGCUCUGGAAGAUUUUAAAGAAGGGAAAGUUAGAAUUUUAAUUGCUACCGAUUUAGCUUCCCGUGGUCUUGAUGUACACGAUAUAACUCAUGUUUUCAACUUUGACUUUCCACGUAACAUUGAAGAGUAUGUACACAGAGUUGGUCGCACUGGAAGGGCUGGACGUACAGGUGAAUCGAUAACUCUUUUCACAAGGAAAGACUGGAAAUUUGCAGAAGAGUUAAUUGGAAUAUUGGAACGUGCAAAUCAGGAGGUUACAGAUGAAUUAUUUGAAAUGGCUGAACGAUACAAAAAAUUUAAGAUUAAAAAAGACAGUGAAAGAGGCCUUGUACCACAACGAAGAAAAUGGCGUGAAAACUAUUAA
Bombina bombina (fire-bellied toad) is the source of this 1824-nucleotide messenger RNA. It is a transcript of the gene DDX43, whose product is annotated as DEAD-box helicase 43. The transcript has 17 exons. Lineage: Eukaryota; Metazoa; Chordata; Amphibia; Anura; Bombinatoridae. Gene Ontology annotation, molecular function: RNA binding; ATP binding; RNA helicase activity. The record is from RefSeq and is a predicted model, not a curated record. The coding region runs from base 1 to 1824 and encodes 607 amino acids.